Messenger RNA from Nematolebias whitei (Rio pearlfish), 1572 nucleotides. RefSeq names its product retinal guanylyl cyclase 2-like. The transcript has 6 exons. Bases 1 to 1572 code for a protein of 523 amino acids. Lineage: Eukaryota; Metazoa; Chordata; Actinopteri; Cyprinodontiformes; Rivulidae. The record is from RefSeq and is a predicted model, not a curated record.
AUGCAACAUAUUUCUCUAAAUGGUUGGAAGUCCAACCAUUCAUGUGUUCCUGUAACAAAAAGCAGGCAAACGUUGCAGACUCUGCCCUUUUCUCUGGUAUGGGUUGUUCUGGGCGUGCUCACCUUCCCUUGCUGUGUCCGCUGUCUAAUAUUCAAAGUGGGGAUCGUGGGGCCUUGGGACUGCGACCCUAUUUACUACAAGGCCCUUCCUACUGUAGCUGCCAGGCUCGCUGUCAGCAGAAUCAAUGGAGACCUCAGUCUGGAUCUGGGUCUGACGAUGGACUUCAUCAUCCUUCAGGAGCCUUGUGAAACCUCCAAAGCGCUCACGACUUAUAUUAACUAUGACAAAUCAGCAGAUGCCUUCAUUGGCUCCACCAACCCAGGAUACUGUAUCGCAGCUUCUCUGCUGGCCAAGAACUGGGACAAGGCGCUCUUCUCCUACAGCUGUGUCAGCUAUGAGCUGGACCGGUCCAUUGGGUAUCCAACGUUUGCACGGACGUCACCUUUUCCCAUUGACGUACUGUUCACGAUGUUUAAGCACUACAGGUGGGCCACCUCUGUGGUCAUCUCGUCCAAUGAGGACAUCUGGAUAGACACUGCUGGGAGAGUGGCUGGUGCUCUGAGGAGGAAGGGGCUACCUGUCCCCCUUGUUACAGCUAUGGGUCUGAAUGAAACGGAGCUGGAGGGCACGCUGAGGAAGAUCCAAGAUAUAGGACCUGUGAGAGUCAUUAUAAUGUGCAUGCACUCUGUCCUUUUUGGAGGUGAACCACAGGCCGUUUUUCUCAUAAAAGCACAUAAGAUGGGUAUGACUUCAGGGCGGUAUGUGUUCGUGACCUACGACACUCUGCAAUACAGCGUGCCCUACACCAAUGUCUCCUACUCCCCUCUCCAAAACAACAGCGUCCUGAGGGAGGCCUACGAUGCUGUGCUUACCGUCACCGUAGCAUCAGAGCCGAAGUCCUUCACCGCAGCAUUCACCGCUGCAAUUAGGAGCGGGGAGGUGACGGUGCCGGUGCAGGCAGAGCAGGUGAACCCACUGUUUGGGACCAUCUACAACAGCAUUUACCUGCUGGCCAUGUCCAUCCACAACACCAGGAAAACAGGGAUGCAUGUGUCAGGCUCCAACCUGGCCUACUUCACAAAGAAUACAACGUUCGAUGGAUUCAACCAGAAGGUCUAUGUGGACACAAGUGGAGAAGUUAAGACCAACUACGUCAUUCUGGACUCUGACAGGACAGGAAGUCAGCUCCACCAGGCCUUCAUAGUGGAUCUAAAGUCAGGCGUUCUUCGUUUUGCUGGAAGGUCCAUCCAGUUUCCAGGAGGAUCCCCUCCGGCGGCUGACUCCCGCUGUUGGUUUGAUGAGAAUGUCAUCUGCACUGGAGGUGUGGAGGUGACGUACAUCAUCAUCGUUUUGGGUGUCAUUCUCAGUCUGGGUGUCGCAGGACUCCUCAUAAGUUUCUACAUCAGGAGGAGGCUUCAACAGAUCCAGCUGAUCAAAGGUCCCAACCGGAUCCUUCUGACUUUAGAGGAUCUUACGUUUAUCAACCUGCAGCUCAGGAAAAAGGUGUUCUGA